AUGGCGAGGCCGUACAGUGAAAUCCAACUCUUGGUAAAUAACUUCACUACUAAUGACCAUAAUUGGCAAGGAGAUAGGGACUCACGAAGAGUAAUUAAACAGAAAUCAGCCGGGUUGAUUGAGCUUGAUGACUUCUCAGCCAUGAGAGCUGAUAUAGCAAAAUUGGCAAAUCAGAUGAAUAGAAUGACAAUGCAACAAACACAACAGAUGCAACAUCUCAGGACCGAUCUCAAAAAUCUUGAGAGGCAAAUGGGACAACUUGCCAGUGCCCAAAACACUAGACUAGUUGGAGAUCUUCCAAGCGAUAAUGAAGCUAAUCCCAAGGCAUCCCUUAAUGCCGUGUCAUUGAGGAAUGAAUCAACAUCAGAAAAAUCUAAGGAGCCAGAGAAGCCAGUUGAAGAGGCGGUGGAUGAGCAACCCCUACCAUUGGUUGCAAGGCCACUACCUCCAUUCCCUCAAAGAUUGCAGAAAGUCAAGGAUAACGUCGCGUAUAAAAAGUUUUUCCAUAUUUUGAAGCAGGUGAAAAUUAAUAUUCCAUUGGUUGACAUAUUACAAGAAGUGCCCAAAUAUGCAAUGUACGUCAAGGACAUAGUGGCAAAUAAAAGGAGGCUGACCGAGUUCGAGACUGUGGCACUCACUGAGAAGUGUAGCUCAAGAAUUCAAAGCAAGUUACCUCGGAAAUUAAAGGAUCCAGGUAGUUUCACUAUCCAAAUCUCGAUUGGUAAACAUGCAGUUGGGCGAGCCUUAUGUGAUCUUGGAGCGAGCAUCAAUUUGAUGUCGCUAUCUGUGUUCAGACAAUUGGGGUUGGGUGAGCUACGCCCUACAACAGUAAUCUUACAGUUGUUUGAUCGCUCCCUUGCUCAUCCUGAAGGUGUGAUUGGAGAUGUGUUAUUUCAAAUGGGUUCUUUCAUAUUCCCUGCUGAUUUCAUUAUCCUGGACUACGAGCCUGAUCAGGAAGUCCCAUUUAUUUUGGGGCGUCCAUUCUUAGCCACGUGCCGAGCUAUUAUUGAUGUUUGCGAAGGAAAGAUGACGAUGAGAGUAGAUGAUCGAGUGGAGGUAUUCAAUGUUUAUAAAGCACUCAGGUUGCCAGCCCACUAUGAAGAGUUAUCCCUGAUUUCUGUGGUAGAGAGUGAUGCUACAUCAUUAGUGCCUUAUAUUAGCCCUAUAGAUCCUCUUGAACGAGCUUUGAUUGGGGAUGAAGAAGAUAGUGAAGAUGAAAUGAUGGGAGAAAUUGAGCAAGUACUGGAUAUGUCCUGCAGUUAUGUCUAUGGGUUUGGAAAAUUUGAGGAGUUGGACAGGCCUGUCACUCUGACCCCUCCUAAGCCAUCUAUUGAAGAAGCUCCGAAGCUAGAACUUAAGCCCCUUUCACCGCAUCUGCGCUAUGCUUAUUUGGGGAACUCUGAGACAUUGCCCUUGAUUAUCUCGUCCAACUUGACUAACACUCAAGAAGAAAAUUUGCUCAGAGUACUCCGUGAGCAUAAAAAGGCUAUUGGGUGGACUAUUGCUGACAUCAAGGGAAUUAGUCCAUCGAUUUGCAUGCAUAAAAUCUUCUUGGAGGAUGGACACCGCCCUAGUGUGGAGCAGCAGAGGAGGUUAAAUCCCAUUACGAAAGAAGUGAUGAAAAAGGAAGUAAUCAAGUUGCUCGAUGCAGGUAUCAUCUUUCCUAUUUCUGACAGUAACUGGCUGGGCAUGAAUACUAUUGCUUCCUUGAUGGUUAUUCGGGAUACAAUCAGAUUUUUCUAUGCCCAGAGGAACAGGAGAAGACCGCUUUUACUUGUCCUUAUGGAACUUUCGCCUUCAAGCGAAUGCUGUUUGUCUUUGGGUCUUCCUGAUGAUGAUUGUUUGAAGAAUUUGAGCAAGGUGUUGGCCCGUUGUGAAGAUACAAAUCUAGUAUUGAAUUGGGAAAAAUGCCAUUUUAUGGUACAAGAAGGCAUCGUGUUGGGCCACAGAGUGUCUAGGAACGGCAUUGAAGUUGAUAAGGUGAAGGUGGAGGCGGUUGAAAAAUUACCUCCACCUAUUUCUGUGAAGGGUGUCUGGAGUUCCUUGCGACACGCGGGAUUCUAUCGACGCUUUAUUAAAGAUUUUUCUAAAAUUGCUACUCAUUUGUGCAGGUUGCUUGAAAAAGAUGUAACUUUCAAUUUUGUGGCGCCUGCCUCAAGCAUCCGAACAACUCAAAAAGAAGUUGUGUUAGGCCAGAGGAAGGAAAAGGUGUUUUAUUCCAUCUACUGUGCGAGUAAGACUCUUGAUGAUGCACAGCUGAAUUACACCACCACUGAAAAGGAGUUGUUAGCUGUUGUGUGGGCCUUUGAAAAAUUUUGGGCAUACUUGGAAUUCAAUGUAGAAAUAAGAGACCGAAAGGGGACAGAGAACCAAGUAGCUGACCAUCUAUCGAGGCUGGAAAAUCACGAUCACGUGGAGGAGGGUGGCCAAAUUAAAGAAGUAUUUCCUGAUGAGCAGCUUGUUGCUAUCACCCAAGACCCUCCCCAUGCUAGAAAGAGGUUUCUCCAUUAUGUGAACUUCUACUAUUGGGAUGAACCACAUUUGUACAAGCAAUGUGCUGAUCAGUUGAUGAGGAGAUGUAUUCCUGAAAAUGAGGUAGAAUUAGUGUUGUAUGAUUGUCAUGCAUCACCUUAUGGGGGCCAUCAUAGAGGAGAUAGAACAGCUGCAAAGGUGGAGGUAAUUGCAUUGCCUACAAAUGAUGCCAUGGUGGUAGUUGCGUUUGUGAAAAAGAACAUAUUUUUGAGGUUUGGGACUCCACGUGCCAUAAUUAGUGAUGAGGGAACUCAUUGUUGCAAUCAGUUGUUGAAUAACCUUUUAGCUAAAUAUGGAGUCCACCAUAGAGUUGCUACAACAAAUCAUCCUCAAACAAGUGGGCAAGCUGAGGUAUCAAACAGAGAAAUAAAGCAAAUAUUAGAGAAGAUGGUGAGUGUGAAUAGGAAGGAUUGGGCUGCAAAGUUAGAUGAUGCCUUAUGGGCAUACAUAACCGCAUACAAAACGCCAAUUGGGGCGUCACCGUACAAGUUAGUUUAUGGGAAGGCAUGUCAGUUGCCCGUUCAACUUGAACACAAAGCAUAUUGGGCCAUUAAGAAGUUGAACAUGGACCUUGAAGCCGCGGGCGAGAAAAGACUUUUGAUAUUAUGGCUCGUGAUAGUUCUAGCAAAGGCAAGGGCAUUAGAAAGUCCUCCACCACUUCCCCGGCGCCCAAAAAGCGAAAGUAGGGAGAAAGCUCUUCACGGCAAUCCAAAGGAAAAUAGGUUGCCGAGGGAUCUCAGCAGGCUCCAUUGA
Messenger RNA from Nicotiana attenuata, 3285 nucleotides. RefSeq lists its product as uncharacterized. Gene Ontology annotation, molecular function: nucleic acid binding. Gene Ontology annotation, biological process: DNA integration. The transcript is spliced from 10 exons. NCBI's taxonomy places the organism in Eukaryota, Viridiplantae, Streptophyta, Magnoliopsida, Solanales, Solanaceae. The coding region runs from base 1 to 3285 and encodes 1094 amino acids. The record is from RefSeq and is a predicted model, not a curated record.